This is a messenger RNA of Diorhabda sublineata, 14298 nucleotides long. It is a transcript of the gene hiw, whose product is annotated as E3 ubiquitin-protein ligase MYCBP2. Gene Ontology annotation, cellular component: nucleus. The record is from RefSeq and is a predicted model, not a curated record. Lineage: Eukaryota; Metazoa; Arthropoda; Insecta; Coleoptera; Chrysomelidae. The coding region runs from base 217 to 14004 and encodes 4595 amino acids. The transcript has 55 exons.
UCAAAAAUUUUAAACAAAGUAAAUCAUUAAAUUAUCAAUGAAUGAUAUUAAAUUUUCAUAUAUUUGAAAUAUUUACGUGAGAAUUGUUAUUACGUGGAUUAAUUCUGUUUUAUCGAUUUUAUGACAGAAGGAAACUCUUAGUGAUACAUACGUUCGUAGUUUUCAUGAAAAUCAAUACCUACUGUUAUCGAAUUGAUAUAAAACAUUUUUUGGAGAAUGUUACCGGAUUCAGAAGAUUUUCAUAUUAUUUUUCACGAGGCAUAUAAAGUUCUUCCAGAGCAUUCCAAGAAACGCCUGGAAUGGAAACGUUUGAAGAAGAAAUCAUCCAAAGCUCGUUACAAACAGAAAAGCAAGUUAGAUUCGCCCUGCGAAAACGAUCUACAAUCGGCGCCAGAAAUAGAGCUACCAGGGAAUGCAUCAGCGUUCGCUGUAUUUGCUUCAAUCCGUUUAGCUGUUCUAGACAGAUGGAUGAAACAAGCCAGCCAGGAAUACUUGAACAGCAGUUGUAGUGCACCCAGUCAAGAUCAGAGCGAAAUAGAAAGUGAUACUGAGGAUAAUUCACAAAGCACGUGCUUUACAGCUAUUAAAGUCUCAAAAAUAGUUGGUUUAGGUUUAAGAUCAGUGUUUGAAUUGAUAAAGGAAAGUCGAAUAACACAUCCGAUGUUAUGUACGAAAGCUUUGACUGCUUUGUUAGAUGUUUUGCAAGGACAGGUUCCAGAAGCUCUGAAAUGCGAACCACCAGAUGUAAUAGAUUCUUUAUUUGAGCUGUUAUUGGAUCUGGCGACUUUGCACGGACCUGAAAGCUCGGUAGCUAAUGACGGAAGCCAUUUUACAGCUGUAGCUUGUGCUUGUUUGUUAUCACUCGUUGUUGUAAAAGGGGAUACUGGAAAAUAUCUAUCAGCUUCUGCAGCUCUGUUGAUGUGUCCAAGAGCUCUGUCAACACAAAAUAUCCAGAUGCCGGCUGUUUUAUCAGCUCUUCAAAAAAGUGUACACGGAGUAUUAUUGGGUAAAACUAUAAGACCAGACUGGAUAACACAUGGUGUUUCAAACGCGGCAAAGAUUAAUUGUUUUCACAUCAAAUUUCCUACUGAACUUAACACUAAUCUGUUAAAAGUGAAAUCAUUAGCUUACGAUGGUCAAUAUCUAUAUCUUUUUACAUCUAAAGGUUUGUUUAAAGUUGGUAGUGGCUACGGAGGGACAUUAAAAGGUUAUGUUGUGCUUUGGAAACCAGAUUUUUAUCCAAAUGAAAACGGUAGUUUGGUAUUUUGUAACGGAAAUUUGUAUUUGAAAUUAUGUGGACGUAGAGGAGGUGAAUUUUUGAUAGUUGAAAGAACAAAUCUUUUGAUAUCUGGUUCGGUGCCUUUACACAAUAGAGAUUCUUCGUCCAAUGUAGUUUUUUCUGAUGGUGAUUAUUUAGGAGUCAUAUCACCAGCUAAAGACGAUGGAUUUGUUGUGAGAAUGUUGAAUCAGAACAUGUCACCAGCGGCAUUAGUAAGCGAACUACCGCUAAAAUUAGCAAGAAAAUGUGUAGAUGCGUUUGGGGUGUCUUCAUUCGACGAAGAAAAUGGUACUUACACAGUUAAUACAGGUGGAGAAGAAGAAAUUGCUACCAUUUGCACGGGAAAAGAGUUUGGUUUAAUUCGAACUAUUUCUGGAAAGGUUCUGUAUUGUGGAAAAUCAUCAGCACUUGGAAUCAAACAGGCCGGAAUUAGGACUGGAAAAUGGUCCGAAUUGAUUAUAACUAAGGCACCAAAAAUUAAUCAGAUUGCUAUUGGACAUGACGGACUACACGCAGUGUUAUUAACAGAUGAGGGAUCGGUAUUCUUCACAGGUACAGCUCGUCGAGGAGAAGACGGCGAUCAAAAUAAAAUCCGACGUCAACCGAAACCUGUUAAACCGAAGAAAAUGAUAAAAGUAGACGGACAACAUAUAGUUUAUGUUGCUUGUAAUAACGGCACUACGGCUUUAAUAAAUAAAGAAGGCGAACUUCUUAUGUUUGGGAAGGAUACAACGCAUGCUGAUCCGAUAACGGGAAUCGUCGGACAUUUGAAAGGAGAAUUCGUAACGCAAGUGUCCUUAGGAAAAGCACACGCUGUAUCUUUAACUAAUAAAGGACAUAUUUAUACGUUUGGCAUUAAUAACAAGUUUCAGUGCGGGAGAGAAUUUAAUAUGGCAAAAGAAGAGAAUUUGGCUAACGUAGUUGCUAUGGAUACGUGCGGAGUUCAGGAAGAACAAGACUUGAUCGAUGAAAUGCAAUCUGAAAAUCAGAAAGAAACUGAAAACAUACCUGGUGUGUCUGAUGUGAAUAUGGGUGAUUCCCAUAAUAUUUGCCCACCAGGAAUGCAUGCCUGGCACGACGACAUGUGUAUGAUUUGUACAGUUUGUAGAGAAUGUACUGGAUAUUCCAUUAGUUGUUUAUCGUCCAUUAGCGUCGAUCGCAAUCCUGGACAAGAAUGUGGUUGUGGAGAAGGGGAUAGUGGUUGUAGUAUAUGUGGUUGCUGUAGAAUUUGUGCCAGAGAGGUAGUCGACAAUUCAGAAUUGGCGGAUCUCGCUGGUAUGAUGCGUUUAGAUCUUAUAUUCAGAGAAAAAUCUGUAAUACCACCCAGACAAAGAACCAAGCUACAAGAACAGUUACAGACUCGCUUGGAAGAAAGGAAAAAUAAAAGUAAAAAAUCUCUCCAGGGUUGUAGCAAACAACUUCUCAAAUCAAAAUCUUUAAGACCCACCAUCAACACGUCAUCAACGCAUAGACUCAAUAAUAGUACAAGGCAAAAUAAUGUCUUAGCAGCAGUCAAAGAGCAACAAGGCUCCGAUGUGGAAAGAGAUGCUGCAAGAAUUUCAUGUUUACCCCCUGCAAAACUGAAUUUACCAAGUGACAGUCCAGUGACACAAAUUUCGUGUGGAUUACACCAUAGCAUAGUGCUCCUACAAAACGGUCAGGUUUACACAUUUGGUUCAAACUUGAAUGGACAACUUGGUUGUGGUGAUAUAUUAACUAAAAGUAGUGUGCAACUUGUCAGACUUCCUUGUAGUGCUGUUCAAGUGGCAGCAGGAAGUAAUCACUCCGUUGUAUUGACGUCAAAGGGGGAAGUUUAUACUUUUGGAAAUGCUCAGAAAGGGCAGUUGGGUAGAAGUCCCAACAACUCAAUUUCCCAAGACGUAACCCAGCCAGGAAAUAGUUCUUCUUUUCGUUUUUCUAAUCCGAGAACACCUUGGUUCAGCUUUCCUGGACCAAUUCCGAAUAUAGGCCCCAGACACGGUCGCAGAGCGACUUGGGUAGGAGCUUCAGGAGAUCAAACUUUCCUCAAAUUGGAUGAGAGUUUGAUAAAUUCCGUCAGUAUUGCAAAAUCUACAGUAACUGCGAAUAAAAAUUCCAUAGUACUACUUCCAAACGAAGAAGAAGCCGCGAAGAACUUUAAAUGCCUGGUUAUCAAUAAGCGAGAUGGAAACUGCAAUUCUUUCAAAUCUGCAGAUCAAGUCGAUUUUAGCAAUAGAAUAGUUUGUAUGGAUCCAAUUUAUAACGUCCUUUGGUCGUACAGCGUCAUGAAUAACGAAUUUACUGCUUAUAAUGUCAUAGCCAGUGAACUACAGACAUUAAAAAAUGUCAAUAGAGCCGAGAAAUUCCUUGCUGAUAUACGACUUACGAAAGAUAUUAACAUCAACGAUAAAUACUUGCAGCUAAGCUCCAUUCUUUCACCAGAAUUAUCUUUACCCGUCACUACAAACUGUUAUGUGACAAGAUUCCAAGCUGCUAUUAACCUCCUCUGUUGUUUGGAUAUUUUAACUAUUUCACACGAUCUACAAAUUACUGCUGUUAAUGAGGCAAUCGAUGAAAGAUGCCACACAUCUGGGAAACAAUAUUCAAAAGAAGAUUUUCAGUCCGUCAAUAGGUUCGAGAGUCAUGGCGGAGGCUGGGGAUAUUCCGGACACAGUAUCGAAGCUAUAAGAUUCAUGGCGGAUACAGAUAUUCUUCUUGGUGGGUUUGGUUUAUUCGGGGGUAGAGGAGAGUACACUGCUAAAUUGAAAUUAUUGGAUAUUGGACCGGAAGGAGGGGAACAGGAAAUAGAUGGAGAUUUGCUAGCUGAAACCGAAGAAAUACCUUACGAAUGCGGUCCCAGGCAGAAGUUUCCUAUAUUGUUUGAUGAACCAGUAUUGUUGCAGGCGCAUCGUUGGUACGUGGCUUGGUGUCGUAUAAGCGGUCCCAGUAGUGAUUGUGGUUCAUCUGGACAAACGAUGGUUACCACUGAAGAUCAAAUUUUAUUCUACUUCAAAUCAUCAAAAAAAUCUAAUAACGGCACAGACGUUAACGCUGGACAAAUUCCGCAAUUACUCUAUAAAAUAAUAACACCGGAAAAUCAGUCGUCGCCUAGACAGAACGACAUCAUCGAACCCGUUUAUAUUCUAUCGAAGGAUUUCUCCCGCACUGUAACUAAAGAAUGUUUUCAGAGUUUAUUAUCGCUCCUCCAAUGGUCGUGGAAUACUUUCAAAUGGGGCAUAAUGGAAGGACAAACUCACAAAGUAUCUUACACCAGUCUUGAAUUGGAACGUCUCGUUUAUAUAAGCAGAGCUAGUUUGAGGUUAAUAUGUACUUAUACGAAUGAAAUAUAUCCCAGACAUAUAAAUAAAAAGAUCUCACUGGAAAAUGUUCAAUUAGCCGAAUGUAUAGGAGAUGUGAGAACAUUAUUGAAACAGAUCUUAUCUGAUAAUAUACCUAUUGUGAUGCAAAAUAAGAAGUCUUGUAGAAGCAAUAGCAUCAGUAUCGGUUUAAUGAACCAAGUUUUAGAUGAGUCCCAUAAUACUUUCGUAUCAUGUUUCCACGCCUUUUAUCCCACUGCUCAUUUGAAAUGGACCUGCCUAUGUGAUUUGCUUAGCGAAUGUAAUAAGGAUGAUGGUCAAUUUAUAUACAACAACAGUCAGCGAUUAUUAAGUGCCGUUCUUUGCGCACUUUGCGCAUCAAAUGUACGAUUAAGAAGUACUUUUCCAUUAAUCGGUCAAAGCGUUUGUUCUGAGAGCGCUUUGCUGAGAGGAUUGAGUCCUUCUGAUAACACUGGGUUACCCAUGAUGAGUACCUCGGAUUCGCAUCAUUAUCCAGUUUUAGUUGAACAAAUGAGUUAUAAGAGUCAAAUUGAAUCACUUUCAAAUAUUUCAUGGCAAUGGAGUGACGUUUUGGAAUGCUUGAUCAAUCUAGCAUCCAAUUCGGUGGUUAGAUGUUUGCAAAAGAGUACGAUAUCUUAUUCAUCAGACCUGUCUAAAUUUUGUUGUCAUUUACUUGCGAGAGUUUUAGCUGAGCUUGUGCAUCAAUGUAGUUCGUCUGAGGAAGACCUGCAAGGUACAUAUGGCCGGACAUUACACAUGACUCCUUCUCGUUUUACAAGAACAAAUCAAUCAAGAACUUGGAAUACUGGAAACGGCUCCCCCGACGCGAUUAGUUUCCAAGUUGACCGGCCAGGAAUUUCCAUACUUGGAGUUGGGGUUUACGGAGGUAUUGGCCAUUAUGAGUAUGAACUGGAACUCUUGGAAGAUACAACAUCCCUCAAUACCGUAGACAGCCAUGCUCAUUCUCAUCGAUGGAAUAGCUUGGAAAUUACCAGGGGAUCAUUUGGUCCUGAGGAUUUUCCUCCAGAUAUUAUUGAAAUUAAAUUUGAUCGCGCCAUAGCUAUUAAGGAAAAUAUUAAAUAUGCUGUCAGACUUAGAAACCAUGGUGGAAGAACAAACAAUGGAGACGGAGGAUUGAAUUCAGUGAAAGGAUCUGAUAAUACAAUUUUCACAUUUUCUACUUGUUCUUUGAGUUUUAAUGGCACUACACUCACCAGAGGACAGAUUCCCAUCAUUUUAUAUUAUAGUAAUCCUCUCGAAAGUGGGAGAGCUGCUACAACAAAGCUAGAACAGCAGGCACGUGUAGCAGCAUUAUCGAUGACUAGUGCGAUCAUCCAAAAGGCAAGCAAUUUACUUGUAACAGCGAGAGAGAAAGUAGAGGAAGUCCCUUCUGCAGACAUUCUUAGUAAAUCUUGUAUAGUAACUACCUUACUUCCUUUAGUAUUGGCACAUAUAAGUCCCUUGGUAACCAGCGAUUCAAAAAGUGCAGUACAUAUAUUGAAUUUGAUACAAGAGCUGCUUCCCCACGUAGCAGCACUUAAUUUGAUGGGAACUUCAAGUGUUACAAUGAAGUCUGCGUCGACUUUAAGUUCGUCUUCAAAUCACGAUAGUUUAGACCACAAAAUCGAAACUACUAGCCAUCAUUACACUCUCGUUGAAAGCGAACAUCCUUACAAACCAGCUACUGUAUCUAAUUACAGAGUACUGUUUCCGGAUAGCGUUAAAUGGAUGAGCUUAGAAUUCGAUCCAGCUUGUUCCACCGUUCAACCCGAAGAUUCUCUGCAAUUGUUCGUACCUGCUCUGGACUUUCAGAAGGAUAAAAAUCAAGUUAUGUAUGUGGAAGACGGUGAUUCGCCACCUAUGCCGUAUUGGCCCGUCCUACAUAAGUUCAGUGGAAGAUUGCAGUGGCCUACAAAUUCCGUCAUACUUCCUGGACACGAAGUCAUCUUUUCUCUAGAAACUGCUUCUGAUUAUCUGAAAGAUGAACGUCUGUCUGCUUAUGGCUUCAAAUGUUUGGUGAUCGGUUACGAAUGGCACCAGGAUAGUAAUCAAUCCCAGAAUGAUUUGAAACAUUUGGAAGCUGAAUUGGCGUUUCUGGGUGGAAUGUGUGCUGCCAGUUUGAUGAAAAAAGAUAUUUUGUUUCCCAUUAAUGGCGACGAAGCUGAUGUCGACAUAGAGGCAGCAGAAAAUGUAGCGAUGGAAAUAUUCUCGCGCCACGGACCAUUACUUUCGAAAGGUCUUGCCCUUACUUCGCCACCUACAGUACAACAAGCUUUAGAUGGAUUGCUGCCAUAUAGUGUCCAUUCCAACGAAAAACUUUUCCUGAGGGACUUCGUCAACUGUGUAGCUGGAUCAAGUGGUGGUCGUUUGGCUCAGUGGUUGCAACCAGGUAGUAGAGUAGAUCCUACAAAAUGUCAAGUGGUAUAUUCCAGAGAAGAUUUACGAUGUGGUUGGCCAGCGAUAAUCAUGGUACUUACCAGGGAUCAAUACGGUGAUAUGGUUUUUGUACCUAAUAUGAAAGUGGAAGUGAAAGCAAUGCCGAUAGAUAAAAAAGAAAUAGGAGAUGGUGAUGUUGGUAGAAAAAUGAGAAGAAUAAGCCAGCCAGAUUUAUUAACAUUUGGAGGAUUGCCACCACCUCCUUUACAUCUUCCAUACGAACCGACUAUUAGGGACAAAAUGUGUUUCCACUCGAUUACAGUUAUGAAGGCAUUUCAGAACUAUUCAUUUGAAGAACUUCGAUACACGUCGCCUCCUAUUAAACGGUCAGGUGAAAAUAUGUUGGUAAGAUCGAAUGCGGAUGGUUCUUAUAGUGCUACAUGGACUCCUGCGUCAGUUGGAUGCUAUUCUAUUCUUGUUAAUAUAGAUGGGUAUGAUAUGGAAGAAAUAUUUAAAGUUGAAGCUAAAGAACCGCCGCAGGGUAUGACACCUCCGAAUCAAAAUAUGUCGAAGAAAUCUCAGCAUCAGCCGAGCAAAUUGAGAAAAUUUGUAGCAAAAAAUUCAGCUGGAUUAAGAAUUCGAGCCCAUCCAUCUUUACAAAGCGAACAAAUUGGUAUAGUUCACGUCAACGGAACUAUUGCUUUUAUUGACGAGAUACAUAACGAUGAUGGGGUGUGGUUGAGGUUGUCCGUGGAAACAAUAAAGCAGUAUUGCAAUUUAACUAUAACAGAGGCAUGGUGUUUACAAUAUAAUCAACAUCUAGGAAAGACCCUACUUCUUCCUGUAGAAGAACCAAAAACUAUUCUUGAUCAAGUUAUUAACGACACGAUAUUAAGAAAAUCUCCAGAAACACAAGAAAGACAUAAAACUCCAAACUUCAAUAUAAAUUAUCAAGUUAUAAAAUGUGGUGCUUCUGGACACAACGUACGUAGUCGACCGAGUUUUAAAGCCCCACCUGUUGGAAUGCUUGCUUUGGGGAACAAAGUAGGCAUUUCCGAAUAUACGGUUAAUUCCGAUGGAUGUUGGGUCAAACUGGACAGAGCCACCAAAGAAAAAUAUUGCUUUAGUCCCGAAACAGAUGCCUGGUCGUUGGCCGUUGGUCACAAUAACGUUCUCUACCUCGGAAAUGUCAAUGAAGCGGAAGGAAGUCCCAAAUUAGUUGAUGAUGGAUCACGUAAACAAAAAAGAGGAUUCAAUUUUUCUCUUAAAUCCAACGAAGCAAAUUUUUUAUUCUCUGCGUCAGGCUCUAUAGAAUCGGAAGAGCUUCUGCCAACCAACCCUUUCGUUUUCGGAGAAGGUGCUCAACCAGAAUACACCAAAACGCCAAAGAAGGAGAAAAAAGAUAAUAAACUGAGUAGUUUACCUAAAUGGUUUAAAGGAGAAGAUUCGAAAAGUGACAUUUCGGAACAGUCGAUUGGCCAAUCAUCUGUGAAACCACAUAGUGAAAGUAGCGUAAAUGGCAAUGGAAUUACCCCUCCAGAUACUCCAAAGAGAUCUCAAAGUCCGAGAGGUGUUAUCUCGACCUCGAAACUAUCGAGUCGUAGUUUGAGUCCAGUAGCCGCAUCAGCCAGCGUAACAAUAUACGAAUCCAGCACCAGACGAGGUUCUAAUCAAUCUGAUACAAGUAGUAUACCCAGAGACUUAUCACAGUCACCGAGUCAAGCUACACAACAAAGAGAAACGUCACCAACUCCUAGCAGUAGUUCUCUGCAUACUAGAUCAGGAUCUACUCUAUCACAACCGAAGGAGUGUUCUGAUGGGGAAAAAAGUCCUAAAAAGUUAACACAAACUGGUACCCAAACUUCCCCAGAAAACGAUAGCACUGCAUCAAUGAAAACCAAUUUUUCCAUUGGUGCAAUGGGAAAAGAAGAAAAAUUAUCACCGAAGAUGGCUAGAAAAGACAGAAACAUUGCUAAGAUAAGACCAAAACGAGCAAUUUCACCCGCUAAUAUACAGCAGUUACCAUCUGGUACAAAACCAAGUUAUGCUUAUGAAAAUGUGAAGCAAGCUAUGAGUCCGUCGGUGGCAGAAUCACUUCGGGCAGUGUUUGCUGCUUUUUUGUGGCACGAAGGCAUAGUUCAUGAUGCGAUGGCAUGUGCUUCAUUUUUGAAAUUCCAUCCGACGCUUCCUAAACAAGGUGCUUUAGUAGUAACUCGCCAUCAAGAUUUUCCCGUUGAUAAACGUCAGAAAGAACUGAGCAAAGAAGAAAAAGCUAGACAAAGACAUUCCGUGGAAGUUAGCAACGCUGGAAAUUAUCUGCACAUCCAGCCUUCUACUUUGGAAUCUCUGACUAGAUCUGCAGCUAACGCCAGUGCAAAUAGGAAUCGAAAAAAAAUUAAUGAAGAAGUGAUUAAAGAAGGAGAAAAAUAUCCUACCGAUAGUUAUAGAUAUCAGACUAUUUCCGUUUUACCACCUGCUCUUAAAGCGUUAGUAUAUUUAUGGGAGGAGCUCACUACGAAUUGCUUGAAGGCAAUGAGUCAACAAAUCGAUACCGUAAGCCCCACGAAGAAUAAAGAGAAAAAGGAUAUCAAAAGUGAGAGGGAGAAGAAUAUUCAUCUGGAAAAAGAGAUAAAAAAGUAUAGGAGAAAAAAGAUACCACCUAGAAACUACUUAGAAGAUUUAGGAGGCUUGUCCAGUUACUUGCAGUCAUCUGGAGCUGAAACGCUUUGCGAACUUUGCGGAGAAAACUUUCCACAUCCCGUCACUUAUCACAUGCAUCAGUUGCAUCCAGGGUGUGGAGAACAUGCAGGUGGGAAAGGGUAUAAUUCUGGAGGUAGCUACUGUCUCGGAUGGGCAGGAAAUUGUGGUGAUGGAGGUGUCCCUGGAAGUUCGUGGUAUUUACUCUGCGAAAGUUGUCGAGACAAAUACAUGAAAUUGGGAAAAUCUGGAAAGCAAACCAAUUGUCGUCACAGAUCAGUUGACAAUCGAAAAAAUAUUCCGACAAAAUCUUUCACACCUCCAUUAGCAUCAGCGAACUUAGAACCUCAUAUUAUCAUGAAAAAUAACGCGAUGUUUCUAUUGGAUUUAGCAAGUUCGGCAGAAACAUCUAUAACCCAUCAAAGACGACCUUCUUCCAGUAUUAUGCCCUCGGUAUCAGAGAACAUAUCACCUCCAGAAUGCUGUGGUCCUUUUCGGGCACCUCCAUCAUUUCAAUGUCUAAGUUCGUUUGGUGCCAAUUUUAUUUUUGACGAACCAAGGUUUUAUAAAGAAAUGUUUUAUAAACAAGAGUGUCCAGAGAGUUUUUUUCAAGGAUCGUCCACUUCCGGCCAAAGGCCCCUUUCGGAAAUAUCGAUUAAUGACGAAAUGGACAAUACAAAAGGUAUGAGAUUUCAUCGAUCUGUAUCCAUGGGAACCAACGGAAUCCCAUGGUCAAAAGCAGGUUAUGAUGGGAGAAUUAUCAUGAUGAGAAAAAGGAAUAAUAGUAGCUGCGAAAUUGCAAGUGAAGGAGGUUCUUCAUUGUUGUGUAAUCCAUCAAAUGCUCUCCAGAAGUUGAUUCCAAAAAGGGAUAAUCCAGCUUCAGCGAUCGUAAGAAAUGAUACUAACAAUGACGUUAAUAACGAAGGAUUGGCGUUAUUAGAAAGACCUGUACUACAAUUUUUAUUACAGCAACAUGACUUGGAAUCAUUGCAUCUGUCAAUGAAACAAGCACUAAGAAAAGCAAUGUGCAGAGUAUAUGCCAUGCAAGCAUUAAAUUGGCUCCUACGAUCCGUAACUCAACCGAUUUGCAUACAUGAUUUGUUAUGGUGGUUUGUUACGUCAUUAACACCCGUCGAAAUUGAAACUGAACAAGAAGAUGAUAAUCAUUUACCAAAAAAGGAUGAUGAGUUGGAAUUGAAUAUUUGCGAACAUCCUUUAUCAGAUAUAACAAUUGCUGGUGAAGCUGUUCACCCACUACCGAGCAUAUUCCACGCUCUUCUACAAACAAUCGCCGAUCUAAUGAUUUUACUACCUAUGAAUUCGUCGCUCCAGCAAAUAGCGGUCAAAUGUUGGGGUAUUAGAUUUGCUUCUACGGAUCAUUCAUUUCUUCAUCGAUCCCAGGUAUUCAGUAAUAUUAGUAAGAUCUUGUCGAGAAGCGAAGAGUUGGAGGAUUUUACGGUAUCAAUGCAUGAAAGUCAUCAAAGUGUCGUUCACUUAGAGACAUCUGUAGUUGAAUGUUUAAAAGAUUUAACGCCUACUGUAGAAAUUAAAGCUUCGAGCAGACAAGCUAUGGUUGGAAGUUUAACUGACAAUUCGACUGAAACUUUCUGGGAAUCUGGAGAUGAAGAUCGAAAUAAAACUAAGAAUUUAACUAUUCUCUUUCCUCAGGGACAUCACCCAGUUUUGAUAUGUAUACAUAUCGAUAAUUGUAGGGAUUUAGGGAACAAGAUAUCAUUAAUAACUUUUUACUCGGGACAACAUACUGAUGAAUUAAUAAAACUACGAACUGUGGAAGUUGAAACUAGGUUGUUAGGUGGAUGGGUGAGUUGCCCGUUAACAGACUACACUAAUAAUGUAGUGAAAUUGGAGCUGAAAGGUCCUGAUAAUUCAGUUCGAGUACGUCAGAUACAAGUGCUCGGUAAUGUUGAAGGUGAAUCCUUGAAAGUAGGGAAGCAAUACACAUCAAGUACUCUACAACAGAAAUAUUGUGAAGCAGAAACUCUACGAGUAUUCAGAUUAAUAACGUCCCAGGUGUUCGGAAAAUUAUUACAAGGUGAAGAUGGUCAAAGUAUGAUUUGUGGAGAUUCAAACAGUGGAUCGGGUUCACUUAGUGAGAGCGCUGAUCCAAAUGAAGAAAGUAAUGAUCUUCGGGAACACGUGGUUGGAAUUUUGUUUAGUAGAAGCAAAUUAACUCAUCUUCAAAAACAGGUGAUUGUUCAUAUUGUCCAAGCUAUUAGAAAAGAAACGGAAAGAGUGCAUGAUGAAUGGGAAUCGAAUUUAUGUACUUCAUCAGGUUUUUCGAAUCAAAGUCAAGAUGGGAAUAAAAAUUCUGAUACUUAUUGCUUCGAAAUGUUAUCAAUGGUUUUAGCAUUAUCGGGUAGUUCAGUUGGAAGAAAAUAUUUGUCGCACCAAGCAGAUCUCUUGGGGGAUAUAUUAACAUUGUUGCAUGCUGGAAGUGCGAGAGUUCAGAGACAGGUUACAUCGCUCUUACGGAGAAUUCUUCCUGAAAUAACUCCAGAAGCAUUCGCUAGAGUUGUGGGCGUUAAAAAGUUACCAGCCAAAGAUUUCAGUAUAGUGCACGUCUUAAAUAAAGAAUCAAUUAGCAGUAAUUUUGAUGUGAACCAGCUUGGGAUAUUGGAUAUAUUUUUAAGUAUUGUAGCAAAAGCAUUAACGCUGCAAGUGAAAGUAAGAGGUAAAUCAGGUAAUGGUGGAGCUCCAAAAGAAGUUACGACUGUUACUUUAGCCACAUCCAUACAACCAAGGGACGUACUUGGUGCUAGGUGGUGGUUGAGAGGUUCUGUUAGUAAGAAAUUAUCUGAAGUUAUCAUCAAUCUCAUCAAAGAUAUGGCAGCUGGUAAAAUGUCGGAAUCUUGGGCAAAUAUAACGAAAGGUGCGAUUGCUGAAAACAUUCUCCACUUAACUUAUUUAUCUGAAGAACAGAGAAUCCCUUCGGCAUGUUUGCGAACGCCUACUCUGUGGCUAGCUUUGGCAUCGCUUUGUGUCCUAGACGAAGAUCACGUGGAAAGGCUAACAUCAGGACAAUGGAAUCAACAAGAUGGUCAAACAAUGCAACCAAGACCAACUUGUUGUAAUCACGAUGACGGAGAAACUGUUGCUGUGAUUCAAUGUAAUCCUUGUGGAAAUUUAUGUGCUGAUUGUGACAGAUAUUUGCAUUUACAUAGAAAAACUAGAAACCAUCAGAGACAGGUAUGUAAAGAAGAAGAAGAAGCCAUUAAGGUAGAAUUACACGAAGGUUGCGGUAGAACAAAGUUAUUCUGGCUUCUAGCGUUAGCUGAUCCUAGAACUUUGAAAGCUCUAAUUGAAUUUAGAGAAGGUGGAACAAGAACCAAAGUAAUAGGCCUGAGCGGAGUUUGUAGAUUUUGUGGAACUACCGGCAAUUCCGGGCUUCUUGCUAUCGGUAACGUUUGUGCUGAUCACGAGUGCCAAGAAUACGGACGAAAUGCAUGCAGUAAAAUAUUGAGCUGCGGACAUAUGUGUGGAGGUGUUAUUGGUGAAACUAAAUGUCUACCAUGUUUACAUGGAUGUUCAGGAGACACUUCUCUAAGACAAGAUUCUGACGAUAUGUGUAUGAUCUGCUUUACCGAAGCAUUAUCUUGUGCUCCAGCAAUUCAACUCGGUUGUGGACACGUCUUUCAUUUACAUUGUUGUAAAACGGUAAUGAUGAAGAGAUGGGCAGGACCAAGAAUUACAUUUUCAUUUAUCCUCUGUCCUAUAUGCAAAGAAGAGAUGAAGCACGAAAUGUUAAUUGACAUUUUGACACCUAUCUUGGAUUUAUAUAGAGAUGUUCGUAGAAAAGCCCUUAUGAGAUUAGAAUAUGAAGGAUUACAUACAGCAGAAGCUGUUGUAGCACCAGGAGCAAGAUUCUAUAGCGAUCCAGCCUCUUACGCGAUGGAUAGAUACGCCUAUUAUGUUUGUUACAAAUGCAAAAAGGCUUAUUAUGGUGGAGAGGCAAGAUGCGAUGCAGAAAUGGGUGAAAACUAUGAUCCAAAAGAGCUUGUAUGCGGUGCUUGUUCAGAUGUAGCUAGAGCUCAGAUGUGUCCAAAACAUGGAACUGAUUUUCUAGAAUAUAAAUGCAGAUAUUGCUGUUCAGUCGCUGUAUUUUUCUGUUUUGGAACAACACAUUUUUGUAAUCCAUGUCAUGAUGACUUCCAACGAGUUACUAAUUUACCAAAGAAUGAAUUACCCAUUUGUCCGGCUGGUCCCAGAGCUAAACAGCUGGAAGGUGAUGAAUGUCCGUUACAUGUAAAACAUCCUCCUACAGGCGAAGAAUUUGCUUUGGGUUGUGGAGUAUGCAGGAAUGCACAUACAUUUUAAAAAAUUACUAUUUAUUUUAGUGAUUCUACGGAUAAUAUAUUCAAACACAUUUUGGUGCAAUAUUUAUUUAUUUAUAUUUUUCAUAUAAUCGAACAGCAAAAACAUAUGUUGCAUAUAUGUCUUCGUCACUUAACAAUGAACAUUAAUAACUGGUUAGAUUAAUUGAAAAUCAAAUAUUUUCAAAUGUCUGAGCGUCCAUAAAAUAAAUGUAAUAAAUAUAUCGAAUCAGGUUAGCUUCGUAAUUGUGCUUUUCAACUGAAUAUAUAUGAGAAAUAAAGUAUGUCUUUAAAAAAA